AUGGAAAGAAAAGAUAAAAGGCGCAAAGUUUUUGUUGGAGGCCUCUCAUGGGACACCAAUGAGGCGUCUCUUGUUGCUUACUUUGAACGCUUCGGUAAAGUUAUUGAUGCGGUGGUGAUGCGAAAUCGUGAAACAGGGCAACCUCGAGGCUUCGGUUUUGUAACUUUCGAAGAAGAGGGAGUGGCGCAAGCUGUGGCGUCCUUGGAGCGUCACGAACUGGAUGGACGAUUAGUGGAAACGAAAGUUGCUGUCCCAAAGUCUGCUGAAGAUCCUGAGUCCAACACUGUUGUGGACACUGCGCAACGGUAUGGGCCAUCCGGGCUGGGCGAGAAGCCGUCACGAAGGGUUUACGUGUCGGGACUUCCCCAGGCUUGUACUGAGGACGAUCUGCGCGCGUUCUUUUCACGCUUCGGAUCACUCGAAGCUGUUCGAGUGGUUGUCGACCACCAUACAGGGCUCUCGAAGGGUUAUGGUUUCGUUGUCUUCGCAGAAACUGCUGCCUCUCAGAAGGUACAGUCACUCGAUCCAGAGAACUUCGUAAUUAGAGGGAGCGCUUUCCGAGUCAAAGUAAGAUGUUGCCGAAAUAACGAAUCAUCGCGCCCGAAACAUACAAACGGGAACCCCUGGGGACUUACUCCCGACGCACUCCUGAAAAGCGCUCAUGACGGAAAUCAUCAAGGAUACAGUUUUGACGACAUGGGUGUCGAUACCGGAAUCGUAGCCCAGUAUCUUCAUGCUGUCUAUGGUGGUGACCUUGCAUACUGGGAAAAAUGGGCGAGAGAGGUUCGAACGGCGAAUCGGCCCCAAGAUGAAAUGCUCUGA
Messenger RNA from Cyanidioschyzon merolae strain 10D, 822 nucleotides. Its product is annotated as probable heterogeneous nuclear RNP protein A. The record is from RefSeq and is a predicted model, not a curated record. Lineage: Eukaryota; Rhodophyta; Bangiophyceae; Cyanidiales; Cyanidiaceae. Gene Ontology annotation, molecular function: RNA binding. The transcript has a single exon. The coding region runs from base 1 to 822 and encodes 273 amino acids.